AUGGUCACAGGCCGCAGAAAGAAAGCGCCAGCUAAAGAUCCAGAUCAACCAAUUUCCGUAGAUGACCUAUGCAAAAUACUGGAAAACCUCAUCGAGUUUCAAACCCCAACUCAUCCUCAAGCUUCUGGUAAAUUGAAUCGCAAACGUAAAAAACCAGGCGAUCUCAAUACUCCUCACAAGAGCUUUACGUCUUUUAAUUCACAAGAGACCAAAGCUUUCAAAGACUUCUUUUCUUUGUUGCUUUCGGUUAAGGAUCAUGAUUUGGAACGAGGUUUUGGAAGUGAUGAGCUAGUCGCCAAUUCGGAAAAGUACUGCUCUUUUUUCCGUCAAGGAAUCUUGCCUCUCUACGCAAUUCCAUGUUCUCACAUCAUUAAAGCAAAGGAAGAUAGCAAUCCAAUCCAUACCUCACCUCUACUUGGUUUGGUGACUUACAUCUACGAAGUGGAGCUGGAGGCUUGUUGGGCACGCGAGCUCAGUGCAAAGAGCACGCGCUUCUUCAAUGACAAAGUUGAACUGGGCCGUCUAUGGGAAGAUCUCUUGACUGCAUUUGGCGAUGGUAUUCGGACUCAUGUCAUUGACACGGACUCCAGUCCUGAAUUGACUGUUUUCAAAGAUAUUCUGGGACCUGUUCAAUUCCCUUUUGUUGCGUCCGUCAUGCGUAUUCAUAAGUCGAAGAAUUCCCCGAAGAUCAGUGCCAAAGUACCAAGAGCGCUCUUGGAGUCAGUCGAGGCAUUGUGCGGCGCAAGCCCCGAAAACAAGGAGCUCAUCAAGUCGCCCUCGGUCAUUGGCCCGUUGGUAGAGUUUCUAUAUCUUACCUCUCCCGUUUUCCCCUGGGGACAUCACACUUCAGAAGUUCAGACACGUAUUCAUCAGAUUUUGGUCUCGCUCUUUGUUCUUCUUCUUAGGGGUUUACUUUCUGAUGUCAUCUGCGAUCACUCCGAUUUUAUGUAUGCGAACGUUGCGCUGCAGCUGGCCUUCACGGUUGCUCCUCUACUCAGGCCAGUGAAAGUACCUGGAAAAAAGUCUCCUACACCUGCUGAAGCACGAAAAGCACGCACAAACUGGUUCAAACAAAUCUUCCCAAUCUCCAAAUUCGGUCAAGAACUCGCUGACGAGGUCGUCGUCAAAUUAGUGGAGAUGGUCAGCAGGCAAUUUUGGAUCGGAGUAGGAGCCAUCCAUAACCGGCUUGUCAGAGAUGAUGACGACAAAGCGCGUUCAAUCCCAAUCAUCAGCGGCAAUCUGAACGACACGAAACUUGAGUGGGACGAAGACUCAAUACCCGUGACCCGCAGCAAUGUCCAAUUCAACAAAUCCACGUUGACCUGGUGUAGUGUUGACUUAUUGGUCCGUCCCAAUGUUUCCUGUUGUAGAUUGCCAAACGCUUAUUUUGAUAGCAAAAUAUGUUCACAGGACCCAGGCUCGAAAACUCGAGGAAUAGAGAUGAACGCUGAAGUCGAAUAUGAAGAAAUUGCCAGGUCAGAAUUGAAGAUGGGCAAAUCCUCAAAAAAUGGGGAGGAAUCCCAUAUGAAGCUCGUUCUAUAUUUGAAAACGCCGCCAAUCAUUGAAGGAAUUCCGAUAAAGCGAACCAGCAGUAGCUUUCUAUCUUUGAUCAUUAGCUCGCGCUACGAUUUCAUACUGCCUCGUCUACUAAAGAACAGGCAUAUAGUCAGUCCUUCGAAUUCAUUCAUAUCACUCGAGUUCUAUGCUGAUGAUGGUUUUGGGAAUUUCAGUCUAAUACCCAUCACUCCAUUUGAAGCUAUUGGCGCUGAGAAAGAGAGCCAGCGCAAGAUACAUGCGGAAUCGCGACAUCAUGCGGAUCGAACACUUUCUAAAGUCUCUAUGAACAAAGAACACCUGCUAGCGGUGAAUGUUGGUCAUAUGAGUCGUGAGGAAGGCAUAAAAGCUUAUCCUGACAACUCUCAAGCGAGAGCUGCCAAAGUGGAAAGAGAAGCACAGAGCGAUAUAUCUCGCGACGACAUGGGAUUCUCCGUUAACAGCAUAAAACCACUUCCAAAUAAGACUCUUGGCCAUCGAUCCGCAGCUCAGGGAAACUUUAAAAGCUUGGAUCUUAAAAACGAUAAAAGCACAAAGAACUUCCGGCCCGCUGAAAGCCAUGUUCCUAGGACUCGACCCAAGGAACGAGUGAUCUCAAUUCCAGCAAAGUCGAAGAAUGCGCCGCCUCCACAUACGAAAGUGGUCGAGAUAUCUUCCUCUUCGUCAUCUUCCUUGACAUCUUUUCCUCCGUUGGAAUCUAUCAACAGAGCGAAGGGCGACGAGGAUAGCUGUUUAGCGGGUAACUUCGAAAAUCCCGAAGCAGAUCACUCGAGGUCCCGGAGCAGCAAGGAGAGUUUUCCGUCCAUCCCCACUUCGAAGUCCAGGGAUCCAUUGAAAACCAAGAACCCUACGCUACCCUCCAAACCCGAUAAACUUCCUAGGUAUGUGAAAUCUGACGAUGAGAAAAUCUCAGUGCAAGAAAUGGAGCGUCUCCCGAAGCCAAAGAACGAAGAUGAACCUUUGAUAAAAAAGAACGUCCAACAUCUAGACAAGCAAGCUGGUAAACUCCAGCCACUCGAAACCCCAAAUGACGAUCGCACGGAUCUAUCUCAUAAUUAUGCUGCUCAAAAACCUCAACUGCGAUCAACCCAUCAGAGUUCACCAUCUGGAGGUGACACAGAUAAAGAAAAUGUUCCAUUCGAAAAACCUCUCAAGCUAAACCAUCUCAAGCGACCUUAUCACCGAAAAAUGAUAAUUGAUAGUGCGACUGACGAACCAACUAGUGGUCACGGUAAGAGUAUUCCGAAAACUUCCGACGUCGCAAGCUAUUGCGGCUCUGAGAAAACAGACGAACUCGAGGACAUCCAACCGAUCUACAAGCGACCUAAAGUUAUAGCUAAUCUCAAGGAGACGCGUGUGAAACAAUCAGUUUUCAAGAAGCCUGCGCUUCAUUCGUCAGAGUUCGGACAAGAAGCGGUCGAUUUAGAUGAUUCUGGCCUACAGAAGCGAGCACCCGAGAAAUCCAGACCAGAGGCGGAUCGGAAACGUCAAUCACGGGCAAAGCAAAUUAGUAAUAGAGCCCCCGUUGUGACGGUUCUAUCAAAAUCUACUGAUCUUCCGCGCUCGGAACCAGCCAAAAAAUUCACAAAUCGCUUGGCCAGACCUCAUUCACCACGAACAAAAAGAAUUGCAUCAGAAAAAGAAGACACCCACAAAUCUGAAUCCAAAUUCGAAGACUCUCACUACGAUGGAGAUCCAACUUCAGCAUUGGGAGAAUCCGCAGCCACCCUAUUGAAGUCACCGAAUGAGAUUCUGACUUCUAACCGCCCCAAAGUGAAGGGAAUCUCUCUCUCCGACCGGAACCUGUCGACCGAUGACAUGAAGGGCAUACUUUCCGAUUUCCUUGAUCAUGAAGCUAAACCAAUAGAAAUGAAUCGUAAAAGAAAAUCCGAAGUCUUCCAUUCAGAAGCUAAACGAAAGAUUCUCAGGUUUGAACAUGGACACAAUUCUACGAAAAAACUCUUGAUGCCGAAAGAGAGACCUGGCAUGAUUGACUCUCUGGCUUCUCGGCGAAUCGACGAGAAAGAAACACAAUCAAAGCACUUGGAAUCGCAUUCUACGGGACCGCAUUCUGCUGCGAAGAAACGCCUUCGCGAAGUUUCCGUUCCUGCUUCGAUAGUACUUGAAUCCCCGUCCGGACUGACCUUUUAUGCUGAUAAUGAAGGCCUCCGUGAAACUUCCAUUCCUUCUUCGAUCGUACUUGAAUCACCGCCCGAGGUGAGCUUGAAGCAAAUCAUUGAUCACUAUCAGGGUAAUCCACAAGAAUUGCGAGAUUCCGAGCAGAUCUCCGAUCAAGGAGCGUAUGCGAUUGAGUCACAAAGAAUGUACGACAACAUGGAAAGCCCCCGAAGAAGCCGUUUCCCUUCACCUAAACCCCGUUUAGAACAUUUGCUUGAGGAUGCUAUUGAUGAUCAUUCUGAUUCAGUUGAUGAAUUCGACGAUGUAGAAGAGAAGAACAUUCAUGGUCAAGGUCAAAAGAACAGCGACAAACAGGCUGAUAGAACCUUACGUUUUCGACUCCCUUCCCAAAAUUCAGCUGUCAAUAAAGCGAUGGUAACUUCAGUGAGCAAAAGACACGAUGAUAAAUACUUCAUUGGGGGAUCAGAAUUGGGAGUCGGGUACAAAAGGAAGGGUAAACAAGAAAGCGCAUUGGAGUCAUCAACUGAAUGGCCCAAAGAAAGUUUCGACGUCGGUGUCGUCGAAAGACUAACAAGACUCGAGAAGUCAGGCAAGCGAUUGAAUGUUGAUAAAAUACUCAAAGGUUUGAAUAUGGAUGAUGACUUUUCGGAAGAGCCAGGUCCAUCUCGCCAGACCAAACCUAGUUUGAAGAAUGAGAUUGGACAAAAAACUGUCCAAGCACGUGCGCCUGGCUUCGUCCACAAAUCCUUGGGAUCAGAAGCUUCUCCAUCGGUGAGAGCUCCAAAAUCGAAACCAACAUCAACUAUAUGGCCAGAAUCUUCCCGCGCUCAACGUACGGUAGCUGAGCCUAUCAGGAAGGAAAGGACUGAGCGUUUCGUAGACGCGCCGCGAGAAAUCGUUAAGCUGGCCCCUCCAUCGCCUCGAGCUCAAACUAAGUACACAAACGAGCAUGAACAGAAGAUCUCAGAAUGCAUGGACCAGCUCACAAAGAUCAUCAUUGAUAAUUUGGGGCGGAAGAAAAAUGAGACAAAAAGCGCCGCGGUUGAUACACAUAUGAUUCUUGUCAGACAUGCUGAACGUGUGAUGAACACUUGCGUUAAACAAAGUGAGCAGAUUGUGAACUCAAUUCAAGAUCAAAGUCGACAAACAGAAGAAAGACUAGUACCUUUUUUGGAGUCGGUUUUUGAGAUGUGUGAGAAUUUGGAUGAAGAAGCAGCAUGGAUAGUCAAGUAUUACCCUGAACAUCGAAAGAAAGAGAAAGAUCGCAUGAAGUUGAUGGAUGAGAUAUUCGAGAAAUGGAUUCCAUGA
Messenger RNA from Melampsora larici-populina 98AG31, 5001 nucleotides. RefSeq lists its product as uncharacterized. The transcript is spliced from 12 exons. Lineage: Eukaryota; Fungi; Basidiomycota; Pucciniomycetes; Pucciniales; Melampsoraceae. Bases 1 to 5001 code for a protein of 1666 amino acids. The record is from RefSeq and is a predicted model, not a curated record.